This is a messenger RNA of Oncorhynchus nerka (sockeye salmon), 6837 nucleotides long. It is a transcript of the gene ank1b, whose product is annotated as ankyrin 1, erythrocytic b. Gene Ontology annotation, molecular function: protein binding. Gene Ontology annotation, cellular component: cytoplasm. The record is from RefSeq and is a predicted model, not a curated record. Gene Ontology annotation, biological process: signal transduction. Lineage: Eukaryota; Metazoa; Chordata; Actinopteri; Salmoniformes; Salmonidae.
GUAGCAGCAGUAACACUAGCAGCAUCUCAUUUGUGGCUGCUGGGGGCUCGGUCUCACACACACAGGCGCUCCCAGCGCCACCGUCACACACACGCAGUGGCAGCCACAGCCGUCGUUAGAGCCUGGGCUGGGGCAGGGACGGGGACCGCUACUGUGACGACUGGAGCUACGGCGAUAGCAGCUGCUGCACCAUGGCACAAGCCGCCAAGCAGCUACGCAAGAACAAGGACCUAGCGGAGCUCGCAGCUCAGGAGCUGAAGGAUAAGGAGGAGGAGAAGAACAAGAAGAGGAAUCGAUCGAGGGACCGAAGACGCAAGGCUCAUGUGGUUCAGCGCUGGCUUGUCCAUCAGGACAGUAGUGUGAGCUCUGAGAGGUCGGCCAAUCGAGCCCGGGGAAUAUGGUACUAUGACGACAGAGCGGAUGCUGCCACCAGUUUCCUCCGUGCGGCCCGUUCAGGGAACCUGGACAAGGCUCUGGACCACAUCAAGAAUAGAAUAGACAUCAACACAUCCAAUCAGAAUGGGCUCAACGGUUUGCAUCUGGCCUCUAAAGAAGGCCACGUCAAGAUGGUCCUGGGGCUACUACACGCUGGCAUUGUCCUGGAGACCACAACUAAGAAAGGGAACACUGCCCUCCAUAUUGCUGCUUUGGCAGGCCAGGAGAGAGUGGUGGCUGAGCUCGUCAACUAUGGAGCCAAUGUCAAUUCCCAGUCACAGAAAGGCUUCAGUCCCCUAUACAUGGCUGCACAAGAGAACCACUUAGAUGUAGUAAAGUUUCUGCUAGAGAACGGAGCCAAUCAGAGCCUUCCAACAGAGGAUGGGUUCACACCACUGGCGGUGGCUCUUCAGCAGGGUCAUGAGAACGUGGUGGCCCUGCUCAUCAACUACGGCACCAAGGGCAAGGUCCGUCUGCCCGCCCUGCACAUCGCUGCACGCAAUGACGACACACGCACUGCCGCAGUGCUGCUGCAGAACGACCCUAACCCUGACGUCCUCAGCAAGACUGGCUUCACUCCUCUCCACAUUGCGGCUCACUAUGAGAACCUGAGUGUGGCCCAACUGCUAAUAAACAGAGGCGCCAAUGUCAACUUUACUCCCAAGAAUGGUAUCACCCCCCUACACAUAGCCUCCAGGAGGGGUAAUGCGAUCAUGGUUCGACUUUUGCUGGACAGAGGGGCCCAGAUAGACGCCAUGACCAAGGAUGAGCUGACCCCUCUGCACUGUGCGGCCAGGAACGGUCACGUCAGGAUCAUCGAUCUCCUGCUGGACCUGGGGGCUCCCAUCCAUGCCAAGACCAAGAAUGGCCUGUCCCCCAUCCACAUGGCAGCCCAGGGAGACCACAUGGACUGUGUGAGGCAGCUCCUCCAGUACAACGCCGAGAUCGAUGACAUCACGCUGGACCACCUGACCCCUCUACACGUGGCGGCCCACUGUGGUCACCACCGCAUGGCCAAAGUGCUGCUGGACAAGGGGGCCAAGGCCAACGCACGUGCACUGAAUGGGUUUACUCCCCUCCACAUUGCCUGUAAGAAGAACCACAUGCGCUCUAUGGACCUUCUGCUGAAACACUCUGCCUCCCUGGAGGCCGUCACAGAGUCUGGUCUGACUCCUCUUCAUGUAGCAGCCUUCAUGGGGCACCUGAACAUCGUGAAGAGCCUGCUCCAUAGAGGAGCUUCACCCAACGCCUCCAAUGUGAAAGUGGAGACGCCCCUCCACAUGGCAUCCAGGGCAGGCCACUGUGAGGUGGCUCUGUUCCUGUUGCAGAACACAGCACAGGUGGAUGCCAAGGCUAAGGAUGACCAGACCCCUCUCCACUGUGCGGCCCGUAUGGGACAUAAGGAGCUGGUCAAGCUGCUCCUGGAGCACAAGGCCAAUCCCGACUCUGCUACAACCGCUGGCCACACCCCCUUACACAUCGCCGCUCGCGAGGGACACACCCACACCAGCCGCAUCCUCCUGGACGGGGCGGCCCAAGAAACCAAGAUGACAAAGAAAGGCUUCACUCCUCUCCAUGUGGCCUGUAAGUAUGGCAAGGUGGAUGUGGUUGAGCUGCUGCUGGAGAGAGGAGCCAACCCCAACGCGGCUGGAAAGAAUGGCCUGACUCCUUUACAUGUGGCCGUCCAUCACAACAAUCUGGAGGUGGCCAAGCUGCUGGUUAGCAAGGGAGGCAACGCACACAGCACUGCCAGGAAUGGCUACACUCCCCUGCACAUUGCAGCCAAGCAGAACCAGGUGGAGGUGGCUGGCUGCCUGCUGCAGUACGGAGCCUCUGCCAACGCUGAGUCCCUCCAGGGGGUCACGCCCCUCCACCUGGCCUCCCAGGAGGGCCGGCCGGACAUGGUGGCCCUGCUCAUCUCCAAACAGGCUAACGUCAACCUGGGGAACAAGAAUGGACUGACCCCUCUGCACCUGGUGGCCCAGGAAGGUCACGUAGGGAUAGCAGACACCCUGGUCAAACAGGGAGCAUCAGUCUACGCAGCCUCACGGAUGGGCUACACAGCGCUUCACGUGGCCUGUCACUAUGGCAACAUCAAGAUGGUGAAGUUCCUCCUGCAGCAGCAGGCUCAUGUGAACAGCAAGACCAGAGUGGGCUACACUCCCCUGCAUCAGGCCGCCCAGCAGGGUCAUACUGACAUCGUUACCCUGCUGCUCAAACACGGAGCCCAGCCCAACGACAUCACCACUAAUGGGACUUCUCCUCUAGGCAUCGCCAAGCGUCUGGGUUACAUCUCUGUCAUUGAUGUGCUGAAGUUGGUCACAGAGGAGGCUGUUUCCGUGAUCACCACAGAGAAACAUCGGAUGAGUUUUCCUGAGACAGUGGAUGAGAUAUUGGACGUUUCAGAGGAUGAGGGCAUUGCAGCGCUAACAUUAGGUGAUGAGUUGCUGGGGAUGGAUGGUGCUCGCCACCUGAAGCUUGACGACCUCAAGGACCAAGAUGAUGAAUUCCUGUCCCCUAAGAAGACCCUGAGAGACUUUGAGGGUGGACUGGGUACCACGCCAUACUCUCCUGCUAUUCCCAGAAUCCCAUGCGUGUCCCCUGAGACCGUCCUGCUGGAGGGGCACACCCCUGUCCCCCUGCCUAAGGACUAUGAUGAGGACUCUCUGAUCCCCAGCAGUCCUGCUACAGAGACCUCUGACAACGUCAGCCCAGUGGCCAGCCCUAUACACACAGGGUUCCUGGUCAGUUUCAUGGUGGAUGCCCGGGGGGGCUCCAUGCGUGGCAGCAGACACCACGGGCUGCGUGUCAUCAUCCCCCCUCGGACCUGUGCAGCCCCUACCCGUAUCACCUGUCGUCUGGUCAAACCCCAGAAACUCACCACCCCUCCCCCGCUAGUGGAGGGAGAGGGCCUGGCCAGCCGUAUCAUCUCCCUGGGGCCCUCCAGUAUGCAGUUCUUAGAGCCAGUGAUAGUGGAGAUUCCGCACUUUGCUGCUCUGGGUCGAGGGGACCGGGAGCUGGUGGUUCUGCGCAGUGAGAACGGCUCUGUCUGGAAGGAGCAUCGCAAUCGCUAUGGCGACGAGGUGCUGGAGACCAUUUUGAAUGGCAUGGAUGAAGACCUGGAGAGUCACGAGGAGUUGGAGAAGAAGAGAAUCCGCCGAAUCAUCUCCACUGACUUCCCCCUCUACUUCGCUGUGGUGUCCCGCGUCCAGCAGGAGAGCGACCUGAUUGGCCCAGAGGGAGGUCAGCUGACCAGUAACCUGGUCCCUCAUGUCCAGGCCAUCUUCCCUGAGACAGCGGUCACCAAGAGAGUUCGGCUGGGGCUGCAGGCUCAGCCGAUCCCAGACGAGCUGCUGACUCAACAGCUUGGUAACCAAGCGACCUUCAGUCCAGUGGUCACGGUAGAGCCACGACGACGCAAGUUCCACCGGCCAAUCGGAUUACGUAUCCCACUGCCCCCUUCUUGGAGGGAGAGUCCACGUGACGCUGGGGAGGGGGACACCACCAGCCUGCGCCUACUCUGCAGUGUCAUUGGUGGAACAGCACCUGCCCAAUGGGAGGAUAUAACUGGCACCACCAAGCUGAUGUACGCCAACAACUGCGCCAACUUCACCACCAACGUCUCCGCAAGGUUCUGGCUGGCAGACUGCCCUCGCACGGCCGAGGCGGUGACCUUUGCCAACCUGCUGUACCGGGAGCUGAUGGCAGUUCCCUACAUGGCCAAGUUUGUGAUAUUCGCAAAAAUGAACGAGGCGCGCGAGGGCCGCCUACGCUGCUACUGCAUGACCGACGACAAGAUGGACAAAACCCUGGAGCUGCAUGAGAACUUCAGCGAGGUGGCACGGAGCCGGGAUAUAGAGGUGAUGGAGGGCAUGCCGCUGCACCUUGAGUGCUCAGGGAACCUGGUGCCCGUGAGGAAGGCCACUCAGCAGCCACGUAGCUUCAGCUUCCAAGCCUUCAGAGACAACAGACUGCCUGUCUCGGUCAAGGUUAGAGACAGCAAUAAGGAGGCAUCUGGGUUCCUGUCUUUCCUACGGAAGUCUACCAAGUAUGAGGACUCCCAGCAUGUGCUGUGUAACCUCAACAUCACCAUGCCACCCUGUGUCAAGGUUGUGGGGAGUGAGGAGCGCAGGCGAACUCUGACCCCACUGGCCCUGAGGGAGCGCUACAGCAUGCUGAACGAGCCCGGUCUCGUGAAUGCCAUGGAGAGGACAGAGCUCAAGAUCUCCCUCAUAUCUGAACAGCUGGGCUUGAGCUGGGCAGAGUUGGCGCGGGAGCUGCAUUUUGGUGUGGAUGACAUUAACAGAAUCAGGGUGGAGAAUCCUAACUCCCUCCUGGACCAGAGUUCAGCCCUGCUCAACCUGUGGGCCGGCCGGGAGGGCAAGAGGGCCAAGAUGGAGAGUGUGUAUGGGGCGCUCAAAAACAUUGACCGUUCAGACAUUGUGAGUUCAGUGGAGAGCCAGCCACAGGCAGAGGCCGGGGCCUCAGAGGAUGGGGCCUGCAGACUGGCCGACAGCGACUCCACCCUGCUCUCUCCCAGUGUUAUCAAUGGUUACGGGCUGGUGCAGGAGGAGCUGCUCUCCCCGGCCUCCUUGCAGUACAGCCUGCCCUCUCCACUGGGUGCUGAGCCCUACUGGCAGGAGGUCUCCAGCCUGGAGUGUGCCCCAAUCGCCACCACCGAAGAAGACAUCCUGAUGGAAAUGUCUGAUGUGCAGGUGUGGCCCUCGGGGGUCAGCCCCUCCCUGGUCACAGUGGAGGACUCAUCCCUGGAUGGCAGCAGCCGGGCUGAUGACUCAGAGGGGGCCACCCUGACCCUUCCCUUCAGCCUGGGGCGCCCCAGCAGUGGGGCAAGCUGGGCCAGUGGCUCCAUCAUGGGGCUGGAGGAGGAAGAGGAAGGGGAGGUAGAAGAGGUGCGGCAGGAGCCAGCAGACAGGGACAGGGUGAGGGCCAGUGGUGCGGUGCCAAAGGUCAACCUGAAUGUCCAGCUGGGAGGUCAGAGGUCGGAGGGCAGGAGGGUGGAGGUAGCAGCAUCAGUGGCGGGCAGCAGUGUGACUGGAGGAGGAGGAGUAGGGCAGAGUUCAGAGGAAGGGCUUUCUGUUGUUUCAGGACAGCAGGUCUAUGCCCAGCUGUGUGAGAUGUCAGGACUGAGCCGAACCAUGGAGCACAACGGAGACAACAGGGUGUUGGGAGGAAGUGCAUUCCAGCCAUACCUACCCGACAAGGACUCCCUGCAUGGCUGGGCGGGGUUGCAGACACCCAGGCUGCCCCGGCAGAGUGUGGAGACGCUGAUAUUGUUACCAGGGUCACGCAAAGCCCAGGAGGCUAUCUUAACGCCGGUGUGUGACAUGGGGCAGCUGUGCAGGCAACUGUUUGGCACGCAGCCCUUUGACAAGGGGCUGGGCUACUUUCAUCAGGAGGGGGCCUGGGAGCAUGAGUGGAGGCGGGGCCAGAUUAAUGUUGAUAAAGAGGACUGUGCUGUUGAGUUUCUGGCUGAGGAGCAGUUUGUGGACGAACAUGGAAAAGUCGCUGCUAGAAAUGUGGGGGUGGAUGUGAGGAAGGGUGCUCAGUCAGUGAAGCGCACCAGUCUGCGGAGAGUAAAACACUGAAACACACAUACCCAGUCCUCAAGGACCCGACAUCCACUGCCAAACCACCCUCCACAAACACAAAGUCAGGUAACAGAGGGAAAUGAGGAAAAGAUUGAGAGGAGAGAAGAGGGAAUGAAGACUGAUAGAAAGACUAAGAUUUGCAAACAACAAAUACAAACACAAAAUCAUCUGCAGAACGACCCUGGAGUUCCACAGCAAGAGGAAAAGAGACAGAGAUCUACUUGUAGUUUUGUAACAUUUUUUUAAAGAAAAAGAUACUAAACUAGAGUAGAGCAUGAUUUUUUUUUCUAUGAAAAACAUGACAAAAUCCAACCCCCAAAAAAUGCAACAAAAAAGUGCUUCCUGUCAACUGUAACCGCAUGAUUGACUGAUGGUGCAUGACCUUUGAACUGUCAUUAUCUACAAACUGAAGGGGUACAAGGUACACGGCCGACCCAGGACUGGGUCAGGGGUGAGUUUAAGGAUACCUUUUCCCCCAAAAGGGAGUGGUUUGUGUCAGCAAGUUGAGUCUGGUAACACUACAGCCAAAAAAAGUGAAGUAUUUUUUUGCCACAACUGAUUGGUACGAUACAGCGAAGCCAAUGCUGAGCCUACCAAUGCUUCAUUCACUUGGACCCUGUUUCCCUGUUAUUCUAUGUGAUAUAUUCUCUAUGCUUUGUGGAUGUGUGUCUGUGUGUGUACCUUUACUGCUCGUGUUCUCUCGCUUCAGGCUUGGCACUGAGAAUUGUCCUGGUUGGUCGGUGCUCCUGUGAUGUCAUGGCGUGCUCAGUGUGGGAAUGAGAAAACCACUGUU